Myotis myotis is the source of this 6572-nucleotide messenger RNA. It is a transcript of the gene CBFA2T2, whose product is annotated as CBFA2/RUNX1 partner transcriptional co-repressor 2. Gene Ontology annotation, molecular function: transcription corepressor activity. The transcript has 11 exons. Gene Ontology annotation, biological process: DNA-templated transcription; negative regulation of DNA-templated transcription. Gene Ontology annotation, cellular component: nucleus. Bases 148 to 1929 code for a protein of 593 amino acids. The record is from RefSeq and is a predicted model, not a curated record. Lineage: Eukaryota; Metazoa; Chordata; Mammalia; Chiroptera; Vespertilionidae.
GGCGCGCGGCCUAACGGCGGUGGUAGCUGCGAGUGAAGCGGCGACGCUGGGGUUGGCGAGCUUGGCGGCCACAGGUCCCGCGGCGGCGUCUGUGAAGGACCCUGGCCGCGGGCGGAGGCGGGAGGCUCGCGACGGAGGCCCUUGGCGAUGGUGGGCGUCCCUGGAGCGGCCGCCUUCCAGCUUGGUCCUGAGAAAAGGGUGCCAGCAAUGCCUGGAUCGCCUGUGGAAGUGAAGAUACAGUCAAGAUCCUCACCUCCCACCAUGCCACCCCUCCCACCAAUAAAUCCCGGAGGACCCAGGCCAAUGUCAUUUACUCCUACAGCAUUAAGCAAUGGCACCAACCAUUCUCCUCCUACGCUGAAUGGUGCCCCAUCACCACCACAAAGAUUCAGCAAUGGUCCUGCCUCUUCCACGUCAUCUGCACUAACAAAUCAACAAUUGCCAGCCACCUGUGGUGCUCGGCAGCUCAGCAAGUUAAAACGCUUUCUCACCACUCUACAACAGUUUGGCAAUGACAUCUCACCUGAGAUUGGGGAGAAGGUUCGGACACUUGUUCUAGCACUGGUGAACUCAACAGUAACAAUUGAAGAAUUCCAUUGCAAGCUCCAAGAAGCUACAAACUUUCCUCUUCGUCCUUUUGUGAUUCCAUUCCUCAAGGCCAACCUGCCCCUGCUGCAGCGAGAACUGCUGCACUGCGCUCGGGCUGCCAAGCAGACCCCAUCCCAGUACCUGGCUCAGCACGAACACCUUUUGCUCAACACAAGUAUUGCUUCACCUGCUGACUCUUCUGAGCUGCUCAUGGAAGUGCAUGGAAAUGGAAAGAGGCCCAGUCCAGAAAGGAGGGAAGACAACGGUUUUGAAAGAGAUGCAAUUCCUCCUGAACCUCCUGCCAAGAGAGUGUGUACAAUCAGCCCUGCUCCUCGGCACAGUCCUGCCCUCAGUGUGCCCCUUAUGAAUCCUGGGGGCCAGUUCCAUCCUACACCUCCACCUCUUCAGCACUACACCUUAGAAGAUAUUGCAACUUCCCACCUAUAUCGUGAACCCAACAAGAUGUUAGAACACCGAGAAGUUCGUGAUAGACACCACAAUCUUAGUCUAAAUGGAGGCUAUCAAGAUGAGUUGGUAGAUCACCGUUUGACAGAAAGGGAAUGGGCUGAUGAAUGGAAACAUCUUGAUCAUGCCCUGAACUGCAUUAUGGAAAUGGUAGAAAAAACAAGGCGUUCCAUGGCAGUUUUGCGGCGCUGUCAGGAAUCUGAUCGUGACGAACUCAACUACUGGAAAAGACGAUACAACGAAAAUACAGAGAUGAGGAAAACGGGGAAUGAACUGGUCUCCAGGCAGCACAGUCCUGGGAGUGCGGAUCCUCUCAGCAGUGAUCCUCAGCGGGAAUUCAACAGUAGGCCAGCAACAGGAUAUGUACCUGUGGAAUUUUGGAAAAAAACCGAAGAAGCUGUGAAUAAGGUGAAAAUUCAGGCCAUGUCAGAAGUUCAGAAAGCCGUUGCUGAGGCAGAGCAAAAAGCCUUUGAAGUGAUUGCAACAGAGAGAGCUCGGAUGGAGCAAACCAUAGCGGACGUCAAACGGCAGGCUGCAGAGGAUGCCUUCCUUGUCAUAAAUGAACAAGAAGAAUCAACGGAGAACUGCUGGAACUGUGGCCGCAAAGCCAGCGAGACCUGCAGCGGCUGCAAUAUCGCACGAUACUGCGGCUCUUUCUGCCAACAUAAGGACUGGGAGCGGCACCACCGCCUCUGUGGCCAGAACCUGCACGGCCAGAGUCCCCACAGCCAGAGCCGGCCACUGCUUCCUGGAGGGAGGUCAGCCAGGUCUGCUGAUUGCAGCGUGCCAAGCCCAGCACUGGACAAGACCUCAGCAACCACCUCGCGCUCCUCAACACCUGCCUCUGUGACAGCCAUCGACAGCAACGGACUCUGAGCCCAGGCUCCUUCCCCCUGAUGACCUCACAGCACAGGGCUGGACCAGUACAAGUAGCUGCUGGGUCAUCAGCAAGAAGUGAAGUGGAGGCAGAAAGAGUCCAACCAAGCCCAGCAAACAUUGCUUCACAGCCUCUCCAGACACCUGCCCCAGUUUCCCAUCUGUGUCCUUGGGGGAAAUAGUGUGCCGUCCUUUCUGCACACAGGCAGUUGGCUGGAGCUGCCUCUUCCAUGGCUUUCUGGUUUGUUCCUCUCCCAGCUGGAGCUGGCGUGGCGGGCACCUUUUCAGUGUAGACCACCAGCUCCCCUCCCUGCCUCUUGAGGCAGCAGACUAUGUGCCCGGCCAGGCUGGAGGCAGCUGGCCCCAUGCACUGUCUCCUGCUCCACUGUCCUCCCGCAGCAGAGGCCUGGAGGCUGCGAGCAGGCUGGAGAGAGUCCUCCUGACAGGGAGUGGCCCCCCUCGUCCCCAGCAGCUUCAUGAGCCCAUUUCCACCCUCAGCAGAUGCCACUGAUUGGCCCAGGGGGACUUCGGGGAAGCAAAAAGCAGCACUCAGGACUCCCUUGACCCUGCUGUUCAGACUUGUUAAAAUUCUCAGAAACCACAGGAAAGUCACCAUUUUAGGAAAAGCACCCAUAACAAUAAAAAAUAAAUAAAACUUUCACCAAGCAUCACAGAUCAUCUUGGACAAGGUUUUCUAACCUGCCUGGCUUCUUCAGUUUAGGACCCAGUUUUCUCCCUCUCUGAUUUGAUUUUGCUUGUGCAGAAAAGUUUCCAGCACUUGGAUUGGUCUGAGGAAGAACGAGACUCAGGUGUAGAUUAGUCUGUUCUGAGCAUUUUGGCCAACUACUAUCAUCAAGUUAUUGAAUGGAUCGUCUGUUGGAAACUCAGAACCUCUUGUCACCGCUUGGCUGUUUGCACAGUCAUCUUGUUCUGUGUCUUGUCUCAGACCGCGUGUGUCCAGAUCACAGUGUGAAUCGGUCUCUAUCUGGCACCUCUGAAGCCGCAGUUGCCCCGUAAAAUGUGAUAUGGUGUGACUAGGACUCGCCUCACUAAUCAGGGCCUGGUUACUUCUGAGCAGCCCUCAUGGACCAUAAAGAAUUCUUCAGACCUCAUGGUUUCAUGUCAUUAUACAUAACUGCAUCAGCUUACUGUUGGGCACACAAUCUCAGACUCCCUUCUCGUGUGUUUGAUAGAUACCCAUUUUGAGCUAAGAAAUUUUGUGAAAUGUGAGAACCAUUUUGAGAGAACCUGACCAGUUUUCCUUCCUGUCUUCAGGGAGGUUUCCAGCUAUUGACUUGGCGCUCCCAAUAUGACAUCACCUAACCCUGUUUUAAAGUGUUCAGAACUGCCACACACAUUUUCCCUGACUUUUCUACUCUCCACCUCGCCUCCAGCACCUUCUCUCCCCACGGAAUCAGUUGGGAUGAGUUGGUCAGCUCUACUCCUGCUGGCACUUGAGAGCCCUGCUUUAGAUAGCCACCUUUUGUGCACUGACAAGAGUGAAAUAGAAGCUCUCAUCCUAUAAAGGAAAAGCAAUCAGCAUAGGUAGCAUUGUCCUUGCUUUAAGAAUUUCUAGUCCCUAAUUGACCUUACCGAAGGAUGUUCUGUCUUAUAAAGAAACGUAAUACAAGGCACCUUUAAAAUACCUGUAUUUCCAUUGCACAAAGUAAAGUAUACACAGAGAAGGAAUAACAGUAAUGUUACGUUGAUUUAGAACUCUAAACUGCAGUACUUGUGGGGUGUUCUGACUUUAACAGGGAUGAAGUCAGCACCCCUGAUGGGACUUGCCUAUAUUUUCAUAAGAUACGGAAUGUCCUCCAAGGAGGUCAUGGGGCCUAUUAAAUCAGUUUACAGCAAGAGGGUGUCUCGAGGUGUUCACUGGGUCUGCCCUCAGCUCACUCACUGUCUUUCCAUUGGCAAAUCAGAUGAACACCUAGGCAGGUUCUUUAAUAUAUAUAUAAUUUUUAUUUUUUUUAAAUUGAUUUCAGAGAGGAAGGGAGAGGGAGAGAAAGAUAGAAACAUCAGUGAUGAGAGAGAAUCAUCAAUCGGCUGCCUCCUGCACGCCCCCCACUGGGGAUUGAGCUUGAAACCCAGGCAUGUGCCCCUGACAGGAAUCAAACCUGGGACCCUUCAGUCCAUAGGCUGACGCUCGAUGUACUGAGCCAAACCAGCUAGGACGGGAUUCUUUAAUCUGACUAGACAGGGUAGAUCAGAUUUUUCCUGGUUGGAAUAAAGACCAAAACCAACAAAAUAUUAUCAUAGCUCGAUGUCAUUUUCUUAAGCUAAGGCAUAGGUUUAGUUGUGCAGGUUCUAGCUGGCUCUUUGUGGGCUGUGGUUCCAAUGACAGCUUAGUUUUCAGAGUUUUUGUGAUGCUAGUCAAUACUGCUCUGCUCAUGUCCUACCCAAAGUCCAAGCUGAAAACCUCGGCAGUAUUUGGUCAGUUUCACACAUUGGUUGCAGGCAUCUGUUCAAGACUUACUAUUUAGAUGGAAAGAAUCCCUUUCUCUAAUUUCCUGUCUGAAAUUCCCCAGCUCUCUAAUUGGGAGGAGGUGAUGGCACUGGCAGUGUUUUGGGAUGGGGUGAUGGCACUGGAGAGGCAGGGUUGAGUCUGAGUUCCCCACUUGAUUUCCAGUUUCUGCUAAUAUCACCCCAGCUACCAGGUGGGGGUUCAAGUUCAGGCUUCCCACCUUCAUCUAGUUGGAUUUUAAAUAUUUUUAUACAUAAUCAGGUUUCUUAGAGGACCACCUUUUAUUGCUAAUAUUUGGGGGGACAAAAGGUAGAAGGUUUCGGGGUGAUGGUACUGAAAGUGUUAUUAAGGCAGUCACAGGCUCUUCAAUGUUACCCUAGAAAUCAAAAGCAAAUAUGACACAUGUUGACCAGUGUCACCCCAAUAAAUUUAAUAAAUUAAAAAAAAACUGAUACAAGCCUGCCCAACGGUCAGAGCACAUCUGGAGGAUGAGGCCAGUGUUGAGGGAUGCUGACAAGUGAUGGGACAUCAUUGUCUUAUCCAGUGAAGAAUGGUCGCAGGAACCAGAGAAGACCAAAAGUGACCGGUGUGGGUGCGUUAGAUGUUCCAAGGGAUACUUGAGGGCUGGCCCCUCAGAUCUUCGGUCGCCUUCUGGGUCCCCACUGCCUGCAGCAUGCCUGGCUCUACCUCGUGGUGGAAACUGAGUCUGUUCAUUUCACCUGUGCAGGAAUAGCCACCCCCCCUUCUGAGGUGUGAGUACUCCACUUUGGGGGGCUCUUCAGCUCCAGGGGCCCUGGGCCAUAAGGUCACAGAGUGAGUGGAUCUUUUCCUGGACAGUGCGGAGUGGUGUGUGUGUCUCAGUGGAUCUAAGUCUGGAAACAGGACACAUCUACCCAGCAUGGGGAUGUCCAACACUGGCUGCAGUGCCCAUCCAGGCCAGCUGGUCUACCAGGAGCCCCUCACUUCUUGGUGUCAAUGUGAGCAUCUUCAGCUUCUAGACAGAGAAUCUACACUUGACUUUGUGCAGCCUGUUCCAAAGUCAAAUUGAUACCCAGUGCUUUCACCUGCUUGCAAGGAGUGUAGACCUUGUUCUUGGUAGCUCCAGAAAAGAUCUCAGCAAGUGGAUCUGAAGGUUCAGCAACUGAGAUUGGAAUUGUAUGGUGGUGAAUUCUUCAGAAUGAAAGCAUAGGUGAUGACCAGCUGGCUGUUUGUCCUGGAAAUUGUGGAAGGGAUUGUAGAUUGAAUAAAUCAUUUAAAAUAGAAUAUACCUUGGAGGCUUUCUUCAGAACUGGUUUCUAGACUCCCAGGUCAGUUGACCAAGCCAACUUCCUUAAAUUUAUUAUUUUUUAGCUCUUUGCAGAAAACUGGGUGGUGUGUUUGAACCAAAUGUAAGAAAAGCCAGAGGAACCUGGGCUGUUUCCACAUGGGCCAGACAGCCACUGUCAGGAGGAGUCCUGUCGGGGUGGGUUGGGUACUGGGCCAGCUGCCCAAUAGGGCCCUUCCGACUCUGGGUGCCUAGUUCUUGUAAAGCCAAAAUGUUGACUCCCUGCCUCUUUGCCCACAUGCUUUGACAUGCUCAUUUCCAAAGAUGAUGGUGCAGGCGACCUUGUCCACCGAGGGCCAGAAGGUCAGGAGGCCUGAGGGCAGCGGGCCUUGCAUCCUCCCUUCCGCAGCCACAGAGAUGGUGCUUCCCCUGCAGACCCCAUCUGGUCCGAUCCACUACUGCCCAGCGUACACUCAUUGAUGCUUAUACCAAAUAGGGCAUGUGUGGCUAGUGGCCGGCAGGGACAGCCCUGUCCCUGCGGUGGAGUUGGCAAAGAAGCAGCAAUACACAUUAGGUGAAUGGCUGAAAGAGCUGUUUGGCUAAGAGGCCUUCGGUCCACUUUCAUAGCUUUCCAAGUUCCUGAUGAGGCUACAAAAGCUCCAUUUAUGAAAGAAAGCCAAUCAUGUAAAUAAGCCUCCAAGCGUGGUUUUUUAAGGGAGACGAUGAAUGUGAAACCACCCACAGGAUGCGGUAGGGUCUGAUUUUUCUGUGCUUUGUCAUUUCUCUGAUAGGAACUUUUGUUACUUAACUCUGUGCAUAACUUAUUUAAUGUACUGUAUAAACGAACCAAAACUGUUAAAUAUGUAUUUAGUUUGUUCUACUUAAAGUAGUCAAUAAAAAGGCUAUAUUCCU